UUAGAGUAAUGCAACAGAAGGCUUUUGAGGAAAGCAGAUAUCCCUGGCAGGAAUCCUUUGAGAAUGUUGCUGUGUGCCUGCCAUUCUGCUGCCCGAGGUGUGGAGACCAUACCAGAUUUAGAAGCUUGUCAUCCUUGAGGGCCCAUCUGGAAUUCAGUCACAGCUACGAAGAAAGAACCCUCUUGACAAAAUGCAGCCUCUUUCCAGCUCUCAAAGACACAGACCUUGUCACUUCCUCAGAACUCCUGAAACAGGGAAAAUUGCAGAGCAGUGGCAACGUGGUAAAGCAGAAACCGAGCUAUGUUAACUUGUACAGCAUCUCACAUGAACACUCCAAGGACAGGAAGCCAUUUGAGGUGGUGGCAGAGAGGCCUGUGUCCUACAUGCAGACCUACACUGCAAUGGACCUACGUGCAGACUCACUGGAUGGGCCACGGGCAAGUCCCGGACUUCCCACCUCAGACACCAAAGCUGCUUUUGAAGCACAUAUCAGAGAAAAAUUCAAUCGGAUGGUCGAGGCUGUGGAUAGAACCAUCGAGAAGAGAAUUGAUAAACUCACCAAAGAGUUGGCCCAGAAAACUGCCGAACUGUUGGAAGUCCGGGCAGCUUUUGUGCAGCUGACUCAGAAAAAGCAAGAAGUUCAGAGACGAGAGCGGGCCCUGAAUCGACAGGUGGACGUGGCCGUGGAAAUGAUAGCUGCGCUGAGGCAGCGCCUGACAGAGUCAGAGGAGGAGCUUCUUAGGAAAGAGGAGUAAGUGGUGCGGAGCAGGAUGACCCCAGGG
Messenger RNA from Galeopterus variegatus (Sunda flying lemur), 782 nucleotides. Its product is annotated as protein ZNF365. Gene Ontology annotation, biological process: regulation of neuron projection development; telomere maintenance; regulation of double-strand break repair via homologous recombination. The record is from RefSeq and is a predicted model, not a curated record. Gene Ontology annotation, cellular component: centriolar satellite. The transcript has a single exon. Lineage: Eukaryota; Metazoa; Chordata; Mammalia; Dermoptera; Cynocephalidae. The coding region runs from base 9 to 755 and encodes 248 amino acids.